Messenger RNA from Neodiprion virginianus, 5624 nucleotides. RefSeq names its product tetratricopeptide repeat protein 21B-like. The transcript is spliced from 6 exons. The coding region runs from base 1 to 3948 and encodes 1315 amino acids. Gene Ontology annotation, biological process: intraciliary retrograde transport; protein localization to cilium. The record is from RefSeq and is a predicted model, not a curated record. Gene Ontology annotation, molecular function: protein binding. Gene Ontology annotation, cellular component: intraciliary transport particle A. Lineage: Eukaryota; Metazoa; Arthropoda; Insecta; Hymenoptera; Diprionidae.
AUGGAUGAGACCGAGUAUAAAGCACUGAUACAGUGGUACUGCCGUAAAAAAUAUUAUAAUGGCAUGUUAGUCCACGCGAAACAAGCGUGCGAUGCUCAUCCAGCUAGCGACAACUUGAAAAUUUUACUCGCUUUGGCUUACGCACUGAUAGGACAAGGCAGAGACGCUGCUAAGGAAGUUUCAGGAUUAAUCGGCUAUGGAGAUACAACGCUGGCUGCUUUAUUAGUGCAAAGCUAUGCUCACAGAUUUGGCAAUAGUAUUGAUAGAGGUGCAUUGACUCAGCUGGACGCCCGUAUCCGCGAAGAUAAAAGAAAAGCUACACCUCAAGCACUAACAUUGGCUGGCACCGUGCUGUUUUUACUCGGUAAAGUCGAAAAAGCUAAGGAAUAUGCUGACCGAGCAUAUAAGUUAAAUCCUACGAAUAUGGAUGCGCUAUUGAUCAAAGGAUGGAUUAGUUUGCACCUACCAAAAGAGGGGAGCGCAGGAAAAUUCACAGAUUACUUCGAGCAGGCUCUGAAACAAGACAGAAAACAUCUUAACGCUUUACUUGGCUCUGCAAGCUACAAAGAACAGAAUGGAGACCACGAAAGCGCGAUAUCUAUACUUAACUCGAUCAUAGUUCGAUAUCCAAAACUGUCCAUGCCGUUGAUAGAAAAAAUGUCCAACCAAUUGGCCAUGAAAGAUUGGGAACAGGGGCUAGAAACUUCUAACAGAAUACUAUUACUUGAUUCAAACAACACAAGCGCUGCAAAACUUAAAGCUAUAGCAUCGCUGUGCAGGGACGGCGACUACGCCGAAGGGUUAAGAUACUUGCAAACAUUUUUCAGAUACUUGUUGCUAUCGGAGCCUAAAAAUAUACACCUUCUCAUAGAUGGAGUACAAUUAUUCUCUCGAGUAACUGGACGGGAUCCAGCCAUAUUAACAGAGCUGACAAAAAUCACUGAGAAAUGUGUACAGCAAAAUCCUCAGAGCGGUGAAUUGAUGGUUGAAUUAGGGAACCUGAAUGUAUUCAUGGGAAAAAUCAAGGAUGCCGAACACUGGUACCGCAGUACGGUACGAAUCGAUGAAUCUUCGCUGCCAGCAUUGAUGGGACUGGCGCAUUGCCAGCUACUCGACACUUCUUCAGGGGCGACAGAUUUGGCCAGACAGCAAAUUGACUUUCUCAGAGAGAUACAGGUGAAUGCCACAAGUCCCAAAAUUCUGUACAUGUCAGCUAAAUUGAGCAAUCAUGAGCCAAGUAUAGCUGUAAAUUAUCUGGACAUGGCAGCUAUGAUAUUGUUGGAAGACUCUAAAGGUAUUCCUUACGGAUUUGAGUAUCUCAAAACUUUGAAUCCAGAUUUUUGUUUGGAAAUUGUAAAAGAGUUCUUGAUAUAUUUACCAAGCACGUCAAUUGGCAGUGCUCCGGAAGAGAAGAACUCGUCAAGCGAUACGUUGAAAAAGCAGUGCUUGAAUAUACUCGAAAAAGUUUGCGACGCUUGUCCUGGCUUAGCGGCAGCUCUGAUGUUGUUGGGAAAAGUCAGAUUGCAAAAUGGGGACUUUGACGGAGCUUUGGAAGCAUUGAGAAAACUACUAGAUUCGGUUGAUCCAACCAGCGCUCCAGGUCACUUGUUAAUGGCUCAAAUUCUCGCUCGCCAAGGAAAGUAUCAGCAGGCUUCGCAAAGUUUGGAAGUUGGAUUGAGCUACAAUUUUAAAGUCAGAGAUGAUCCGAUGUACCAUUUGAUCAUUGGACUGGUCGAGAAAGAAAAUGGAGACCUGAAUAGCUGUAUUCAUAGUUUGCGUGUUGCUAUGUCGUAUGCCGGUCUAAUGCCUGGCGAGGGUAUAUCAACAACCACUUCGAUACCCACCGCAGACAAGGCGACGCUUUACCUUGAGCUCAUAUCUGCUUAUAGUAAAGUCAAAAAGUAUAAUGAAGCAAUUUCACUUAUGGCGGAGGCUAUGGGGGAAUUAUGUGGCACUGUUGAGGAGAGUCGCAUAAUAAUCGGAAAUGCUGAACUCUGUCUGGACAUGGGCGAUGUAGACCAGGCCAUAAGUCAUUUGUCAAGAGUUCAUCCAGGUCAACCUUACUACUUGCAAGCGCACACAAGACUCGCUGAAAUUCACCUCAAGUGGAGAAAGGACAGGAAUGCUUUUGCCAAGUGUUUCAGAGAACUAGUCGAGCACUCUCCUGGUCCGACAACAUACAGCAUGCUUGGGGAUGCCUAUAUCGCCAUUCAAGAACCGGACCGAGCGAUAGAAGCCUAUGAACAGUCCCUGAAGAAAAGUCCAUCGGACAAAAUACUGGCUAGCAAAAUGGGAAAGGCACUGGUCAAAACACACCAAUACGGAAAGGCAAUAAAUUACUACAAAGAAGCAACGCGCCAGGAAGGUUGCGGUGAUCUGAAAUUGGAUAUGGCAGAAUUGUUCAUGAAAAUGAAACAGUUCGACAAAGCGGAAGCCACUCUUGCUCAAGAGUUGCAAGAUUGUCGCAAUGCAAACGACCUACAGAGCUUAGAACUGCGAACAAAACAGCUACUGUUAUUGGCCAAGGUUCGCAAAAGAGCAGGCAAUACGCAGGCAGCCCUCGCAACUCUGCGUGAAGCCAGAGAAAAUCAAAGUAGGGCUGUUCAGAGAGCUGCUGUCACGCCUGGUUCAACAAUGCAGAAAGAGUUGCUGGCUCAAAUAUGCUCGAGUAUGGCGGAGCAUGCUUCAUCUCUGAGAGAUUUUGACCAGGCUAUCGUCUACUACAAGGAGGCUUUGAGUCAUAAUUCUAGUGACACUAAAGCUCUGCUUUCGCUCGCCAAGAUUUACAUGCAGGUAAACGACCUGGAUCGUUGCGCUCAAAACUGUGCAACCUUACUAACAAUGGAUCCGAGCAACGAGGCAGCACUGGUGAUGAUGGCUGAUCUGGCCUUUCGCAAAGUGGAUUUUGAAACUGCUGCGUUCCAUUUUCGUCAGUUAUUAAUUCGUCAGCCGACUUAUUGGACAGCGCUGGCAAGACUGAUAGAAGUUUCUCGUCGAACAGGCAACAUGGAUGACCUUCACGAGUGGAUCUCUAGGGCAGAAUCUAGUAUGAGUGGUUCAAACCAAGAAGCUGGCUUCUCUUACUGCGCCGGUCUGUUAGAUUGGAGACUUGGCAAGCUGAAUUCUGCGCUUCGGUACUUUAAUGCUGCUCGACGAGAUCCGGAGUGGGGUCAGCAGGCCAUCUACAACAUGAUUGAUAUAUGCUUGGACCCUGACGAUGACUCUGCGCUAACCAAUGAUACUUUCAAUGACAGUAAUUCUGAGUACCAAGAUUCAAGAUCACUGGCAUUGAAAACAGCUCAACGAUUAUUGCAGGAACUGAACCCAAAGGGAGGCAUCCAGGAGAUGCUGACCCACCGAUUGCUGGGUGAUUUCUUCCUCUUGGCGACGAAGCAGAAGGGAAACAUUGAGCGUGCCCUACAAGAUUGUACAGCUCUGGCGAGCCAGGAUGCGCUCAAGGAUCACGUCGGUCCAGCGCUGGGCUUGGCUACGGCUCACAUCCUGCUUAAGCAAACGCCGCGAGCACGCAACCACCUCAAGAGAGUUUGUAGGAAUGUUUGGUCCUUCGAAGAUGCCGAGUACUUGGAACGUUGCUGGGUCCUGCUGGCCGACAUUUACGUCCAGUCGAGCAAAUACGAGCUGGCCAACGAGCUACUGAAGCGCGUUCUUCAGCACAACGCGACCUGUGUACGAGCCCACGAAUUGUCCGGCUACAUAGCCGAGAAGGAACAGAAUUAUCGCGAGGCCGCCGUCCAGUAUUCCCAGGCCUGGAAGUACGGAGGAAGGUCGAAACUCUCCGUCGGCUACAAACUCGCCUAUUGCCAUAUGAAGAGUAAGGCUUACGCUGACGCCAUUGAAACUUGCAACGAAGUGUUGAAACAAAAUCCGGAUUAUCCACGGAUAAAAAAAGACAUACUGGAAAAGUCUAUGAACAAUCUGAGAACUUAGUUUUACAAAUAUCAUUCUACCGAAAGGCAAUAUUUGCAUGCAAAUGAGAUUGUACCGGGAGGAUUCCUGGAAAUCGUAUGAUUUCAAAGACGCUUCGCCGGCAGAUAGAUCUCCGAAGUUACGUACGAAGUAUUUUACUACGUGUAAUAUGUAACUACGGUUGCCCAUUUGACUCCCAAUAACUGCAAAAGAAUAAAAUUUCUAAUAUGAUCCAUUCCGAUUUCUUUAUCCGAAAAUUCAAAUAAAAACGAAUUUGAAGGAGGACGAUCCGAAUAGCUGCGAAACGUCCUUUGAAAUGUUCGUUUUCAGGGAAUCCUCCCGGUAUAGUUGAUUAUUAAAUGAAUUAUUCCGUCCACUGUAAUCGUAAGCAUUAAUCGCUCAUAAAACUGAGGAACAAAUAUUCACUGCAACGACGUUUAAAAUUUCACUCCUGACAAAUAAAAUGCGAUCCGAUUGAAUUUCAUUCUUUUUUAUUUUCACUAGUGAGUUAUGAAAAUUUCUGCUAUUACGAAUAUUUAUGGAAAUUGAAACAUUUUGUAUUAUUUCGUACAAAAUUGUAAAUAUGCAUAGUUUUUCGUAAAGAAUUUUUAAUAUUUGUGUUUAAAAAUUUGAGUAGCUUGUAGAUUUUUUUUUUUGUAUAAAAAUACAAAUUUUCAUGAAAAUCUACAAGUUUUUAUGAAAAACUAUGUUAAUUCACAAUUUUGUAAGAGAACAAUUUGUUGCACAAAAUUGUACGAAGUGUCCCAAUUUUCUGAAAAAUUCGUAAAAAAUCGUAGACAUAAUUUUCACCACGGAUUAUACGUCAGCAUAUUGAUGGUUCAAAUUUAAUCACCACCAGCUGCUGUCACAACAAAUUACAUGAAUCAAAAUUAUAAAGUAUACCUGUAAGAUAAGGCGAAUACUGUCUUGACUAUAAAUAUUUGACGAUACAUCUUGAUAUGACAUGUACGAUUACACUAGUAUCCGCACGUCGGCUGGUGAUGAGGAAGCGUGGAUAAUGCAACAAAAUGUAUACAUGUAUAACUAAACGAUAUAUCUACUUAUUGAAUCGAGCUUGAAGUGUCAGUUAGCUGCAAAUAGAUAUGUGAAAGGGCUGCUGCGCAAUUCACGUGAUUUUAUUCGUUGGGAAUUUCGGUGAUUGCAUUCAAUUCGUUUUCCUCCAAUAUCUAUUUACAGUUGAAAUAUAUCAAACUGUUGAAUUGCUCCGAGGCAUUUUUUUCACACGUUAUUACCACGGGAUUCUUGAAACAUUGAUUACGAUGUUCGUUUAAUUUUAUUAACUCUAUAUGCUACUUGAUUACAGUAAUAAGUAAUAUUUACACGUUGAAAGUGACAGUUUUACAUCAUACCUAUUACGAUUAUUACGUUACAUUAUGUACAAUGACAAUUUUGUUUUAAAUAAAUCAGAUAAGAUUAAAAUAUGUAUGUGUAUGUAUAUCAUAGAUUUAACGCGACGAUGUAUUUCAAUCACUUUACAUACCAUUAUAUGUAUACACUAUUGGCUAUUUGUGCAUGCUCAAAUAUUUUGUUUGAUUCAAAAUUGGUAGUUGACAACUUAUUCAGCAAAUAGGAGCGAGGAAUAUUCCCCUUGUAUCAAUAAAAGUAACUUUUCACUGUGGUUAUUACUCUAAAAUGACACGAUGUAAUAUGAAUAAAUGUCCAUCAGCUUGCACGAA